AUGACAUCAACGAAACAAUUCACGGUCGCCAUCGUCGGCGGCGGGAUGGGCGGGCUGUCCCUCGCCAUUGGACUCCUCCGGCGGCAGAUCCCAGUCAAGAUCUACGAGGCUGCUGCCGAAUUCAAGGAGGUUGGCCUGGGGUUGACGAUCGGGCCGGCGGCGCACCGCGCCAUGCCGCUCAUCGAUCCCAAAAUCAGGGAAAUUUACGAUAACCUCAUCACGACCCAUGCGGACUCUCCGGGAUACGAGAGAUUCAAGGAGACCUGGUUCGAGAUUGUGCGGGCGAGCGAUGAUGAGUUGGAUGGAAAGCUGGUGCUUGAUCUCAAGGCGAAGCCCAGCGGGCAGACGACGGUGCGCCGGGCGGAUUUUCUGGAUGCACUGGUGAAGCUGGUACCGGACGGAACUGCGCAUUUUGGGAAACGACUCAGUACUUUGACUGAAACUGGGGAAGGCAUGCAGAUGCAGUUCGAAGAUGGAACGUCCGCAACAGCAAGCGUGGUCAUCGGCUGCGACGGGAUCCAUUCCAAGGUCAAGCAGUUCGUCCUAGGCCCGGACGAGUACGCCGCUACUCAACCGCGAUACGGCGGAAUGUACGGGUACCGCGCCGUCCUAGACAUGGAGACGAUGGUCAAGGCCGUUGGAGACCACCGGGCGAGAGUGUCCACCAUGUAUGUCGGCGACGGGGCAUACGGCGUCACGUACCCCAUCAAGCGGGCGCAGAAGGUCAACGUGGGAAUCUACCCGUUGCAAGCGGAGUGGGAUCAGGAGAGCUGGAUACGGCCGGCUAGUAAAGAGGAUAUGAAGAAUGACUUUCGGCAUAUGGGGCGGUUGAUUAACAGCUUGAUUGAGUAUAUGCCAGACCCAACGCAGUGGGCACUCUACGAGCAUCCGCAUAUAUCAACGUAUGCCCGUUCAAAGGUUGCCAUACUCGGUGAUGCAGCCCACGCCUCCACGCCCCAUCAAGGUGCCGGUGCUGGACAAGCAAUCGAAGACGCGCAUGUCCUCGCCGAGCUACUCGGUGAUCGUAGAGUCGUGACAGCAGAUGAUGUGAUCGCAGCCUUCACAGCAUAUGACCAGGUUCGACGGCCACGCAGUCAGCGGGUGGUGAGCAGUAGCGCGGAGAAUGCGCACCUUCUCUGUCUACGGUUACCCGGGGUAGGCAGCGACGAGGAGAAGUUCAAGACGACAUUACAGGAGAAGCUGGCGUGGCUGUGGAAUGAGGAUGUACAGGAGCAGGCGGAGAGAGCGAGGAGGAUCAUGUCGGGGAUGUUAGAGCAAUGA
Aspergillus mulundensis is the source of this 1281-nucleotide messenger RNA. RefSeq names its product putative salicylate hydroxylase. The record is from RefSeq and is a predicted model, not a curated record. Gene Ontology annotation, molecular function: FAD binding. NCBI's taxonomy places the organism in Eukaryota, Fungi, Ascomycota, Eurotiomycetes, Eurotiales, Aspergillaceae. Gene Ontology annotation, biological process: secondary metabolite biosynthetic process. The transcript has 2 exons. Bases 1 to 1281 code for a protein of 426 amino acids.